AUGAUGAUGUUUAAACUGAAGUAGUAUGCAUUAAGAUCAGCUUUAUAGUAAAACACACUUAAAAGUCCUGGGGCGCUUUUGCUUCAAAACCCCUAAAGAUUUUUUCCAAGAUAUGUUAACAAGGAAAUUAAGUUCUAAAAGGAGUCUAAGUACAGAUUCAAGGUAUCAGACCCAGAUGAUGGAGAGCUGAAGGAUGCUAAGUCAAGGAAAGACUAUGAGAUGAUAAAAGAGGGUGAGAGAAUGUAUAACAGGUUCAAUAUUGAGCAGGGAUAGGCACAAGAUGCAGAAUAUGAAAAAGAAAUUGAUAGACUGAUAGAUGAAAAGAUGUCAAAGGGGUUAGAUGAUUAGACUAUUAUAGAUCAGAUUGUCAACAAUGGAAAGAAUACCAUGACCAGAUAGGAUUACGAAAAGGACUAAGAUACCAAGAUUGAGGAGCUUAUUAAGUCACUAAAAUCUAAGGGAUAGAGACCUCUUGGACUUUCUGAUGUCACUGAAGACAAUGAUUUUAAUGAGUUUCAAUAAAAAACUGGUAAGAUGAUGUAUGACAAGGAUCAGAUAUUGCGUGAGCAAUGGAUGGAAGAUGAAAGACAGCGGAGAUUAAAAGAACGUGAGGAAAAGAAAUAGUCAAAAUUGAAAUCCUCUUAGUCUAGUUCAGCAUCUUAACUGCCUCUUGAUAGCAAAGGAAUUUUAAAAAGCUCUAAGAAGCAGAGAAGCAUUGAAGGGCCAGACCAGUUUGGUUAUGUUUAGUAAUCUGAGAAUGUAAAGGCAUUACAUCCAAAGCCAGAAGAGUAAAACCUCGGAUAAAGAAGACAAAUGGAAAAAGAUGAGGAAGACCUGGAGAAGCAUUUAAAAGAGUUUGACGAGAAAAAAAUGGAUAAGCUCUUUGAAAGACAAAAGAAAAAGAGCUAGGAAUCGCAAGCUGAUCAAAUCAUGAUUAAAAAUCUACAAAAAGAGGUCUAGAGGCAAUCAGAUUAACUAGAGGUGAAUAAUGAGUUUAAGGAAAUGGUUGAAUAAGAAGAGUAUGAGACAAAAAAGGAGUUGGGUCUGUAUGUGGAUGAUUAAGAGACUAAAAUCAUAGGCAAGCAGGCAAGGCAUAAGACUGAAGAUCUAACUAAAGAAUCAUUAGUUCUGACAAAGGAGUAAAAGAUAAUGAAGGAGUUGAACUUUGUGACUACUUCUCUGGAUUUGAACGAUCGUGAGAGAAAGCAUUGGUAUUAUAGGAUAAAAAGAGAAGUAGAAGAGGAAGAGAAAGCAUAGAAAAGAUUGGAAUAGAGAGAAGCGAGAAAGCAGUUUUUGAAGUUGCUUAAAUCGUAUUAGAUCCCAGAAGUGCUGGAAUAGGAAGAGGAAUUCGAAAAGAUUUAUGACUCUAAUGAAGACCCAAGGUAGAAGCCAACUGAAGAUGUCAAACUGCCUAAAGGCUAUAUGAAUCAUGAUGAAUAUGCUUUCUAUGGAGAGGAUGUUGACUUCAUGAGAUUUCACAAGAGAACAACGGAAAAUGUAUACAAUACUCUCUGCUCUAUAAUUGAAAGCUAAAAGUAAACCAUACAAAGAGGAGUAAAUUAAAAUUACAAGAUUACAAUCAAUCACAUUGAGCUUAACAAAGCUUGUUCAGUAGUUAACGCCUUUUGGCAAGUUCUACAUAUUAAAGAUAAAAACAUGAUGGCCCCAGAGGUUUUAAUCACUGAAAUAAAAAUGAGAAGAUAGGAAAUAGAUGAGUUUAGACAGAGAAAGUAUGAGGAGCAGAUGGCUAAGGCAAACGAAUAAGAAUAGUAGUAAGUUGAACAAGCAAUGAAAUAGAUCUCAGAUUUGGAUUGGCUUCAGCAGCUUGAUCAAGAAAAACUCAGAAUAACAGAAGCAGAACUAUAGAAGCGUUUGACUAAGGCUUCACCUUUCAUUAGAGGUAGGCUAUGCUAGAUCUUAGGUCUGAGAUACUCUCCCGAAUUACGAUUCUUUAAAGAUAAUUCUCUAGAGUAGUAUGAGUAAAUAAAGCAGUAGGCUUAUUAGUACCUUAAAGAAGUAAAUGAGCAACCCUCUGAUGAGAGAUUUGUGGACAAAUAAUUGCUGAAUAGUAUUAAAAUGAUCACUACAUUGCUGAAGAUGCCUCCUCUAGAAAGGAAACUCUAUGUCGCCUCAAUUGAGGACGACGCUCAAAGAGAACAGCUAUCGGUGAUGUUCAUGACUGAAUCACUAUAGCAGGGGCUAAAGGAGCUCCAAGAGGCAGCAAAGGAAUAAAUAUAGAAAGGCAAAGAUAGGGAAAAAGUGACAUAGGUGGCUGAGACUCGCAGAGCUAAACGUGCUGAGAAUGAACUCAAUAAGUUUAAGCAUAAGAUAGCACUGUCCAGUGGAGAGAGUUUUGACAAUUUGUCUGAAGCACCACUCACUCCCUUAGAAAUGGAGGAGAGCUUGAUAUCAGCAGCUUCUUCUAUAAAACCUAAAAAGCACGAUCUAGAAGCACAACUGAGCAAGAAUUAUACCAUCGAUCCUGAAACAGGAGAGAAAACUAGGAUACACAAAGGCAAUUCUAAGGCUUCAAAAAAUAGUAAAACAGAAAGGAAAAAGGAGAAGUCACUCAUGUUUUGGGAUAAACUGUCUAUGUGA
This is a messenger RNA of Stylonychia lemnae, 2598 nucleotides long. NCBI's taxonomy places the organism in Eukaryota, Ciliophora, Spirotrichea, Sporadotrichida, Oxytrichidae. The record is from the annotation of a GenBank genome assembly.